CUAUUAAACAACCGAGCAAGUCGCUUCAAUGGAUACAUUAUUCUGCCUUGCCAUUUUCUUCCUGUUCGUGAAGGGACAGUCCCAUGACGAUCUGGUCCGUCUGGAGAAACAGCUGUUCCAAAACUACUCCUCAACAUGGAGACCAGUCAGGAACCACAGUCACGUGACAAAUGUAUCCAUACAAUUCACGAUCGGUUCUCUUGUGUCCAUGGAUAUACUCAACGAACAAAUAGUCAACAAAGUAAUUCUCAGCCUUUCGUGGUAUGACCAAUUUCUGGUCUGGAAUUCCAACGAAUAUGGAGGAAUUGAAAGGAUUGUCCCAAGGAGAGGAACCGUUUGGGAACCAAUGCUACUUGUUCCCAAUGCAGUCCAACACUGGGAUAUGGCCGCAGAUCCAACAGCGUCCUUGUCAGUUGGGAGUACCGGACUUGUCAUUCUUCUACUCGGAGGACCACUCAAAACGUCUUUCCCUGUGGACAUGACGAGGUUUCCCUUUGAUACCCAGACCAUAUCAAUAAGCCUGUACCCUGUGCAAUACGAUCGAAACGAAGUCGUGUUUUCAGUAUCCCAAGAUUAUGGCAUACCAGAUAGUCUGAGGUCCCACGGCGAAUGGACUAUGGAGAGCUCCUCAUUUGAGAUUGUUCUGAGUGGAAACUAUUGUGGUGUCGAGUUCCGGAUGACAAUCCAGAGGAAACCCAUCUUUUACAUAUUAUCAAUACUAAUGCCCAUCAGUCUUCUGUCAUUUCUCAACAUGGUUGUGUUUGCAGUUCCGGCAGAGUCUGGAGAGAAGUUAUCCUUCUCGCUGACGACAAUGCUUUCACUGGCUGUCUACAUGAGUUUCGUAAGUCAGAUUAUGCCAAACAAAUCUGUGCCUCUGUCUUUCAUGGCUGUGUAUCUUGCGGCAGUUCUGUGUCUCAGUGCUCUUGCAAUCUUAGCAACAGUAAUGGUCCUUCGUUUGCAUCACAAACCGGAAACGGAACUGCCGCCAUUUUGGGUGACCCAGAUUUUGUGUGUGAAGAAGACUGCUCCUGAAGCCAAAGUGACGUACCGUGAGGUCAGUGGGCAGCUGGACAUUGUGUUUGGUAUGGUGUUUGGACUGUUUGCGGCCGUUGCCAUUGGAACACAAGUCUACAUGAUGCAGUUCAGAUGACUGAUGUGCUGAUUUCUACUCUCAGGUUUUGGAACUGCGAAGGUUAGGAGCAGCUGGAGAGACUCUAUUGCUUUGAUCACUGAUCCACUUUAUUUAGGUUUCAUUAUAUUAUGAUACAUACCAGGGACUCAUUCUCCGAUAUAGUUUCAUUCAGAGUCCAUUUCGAAUGACUUAACGUGAA
Messenger RNA from Haliotis rubra (blacklip abalone), 1331 nucleotides. RefSeq names its product acetylcholine receptor subunit alpha-like. Gene Ontology annotation, cellular component: synapse; membrane; neuron projection. The transcript has a single exon. NCBI's taxonomy places the organism in Eukaryota, Metazoa, Mollusca, Gastropoda, Lepetellida, Haliotidae. The record is from RefSeq and is a predicted model, not a curated record. Gene Ontology annotation, biological process: chemical synaptic transmission; monoatomic ion transmembrane transport; signal transduction. Gene Ontology annotation, molecular function: neurotransmitter receptor activity; extracellular ligand-gated monoatomic ion channel activity; transmembrane signaling receptor activity. The coding region runs from base 29 to 1150 and encodes 373 amino acids.